Messenger RNA from Vitrella brassicaformis, 672 nucleotides. Lineage: Eukaryota; Vitrellaceae. The record is from the annotation of a GenBank genome assembly.
AUGACCAAGGGUAUGGUAAAUGCCGCGCUGCAGGGAGGGCGACGAUAUGUAGACAAGCACACGACACACACAUGCCAUCGAUCUCACGCGUCUGCGUAUGUGUGCGACACACUGCACACAUGCCACAGCAACAACUGACACACGCGCCACCUGUCUGCCAUGUCCGUGUUGUCGCUGCAGAGCCACGCCAAGCACUACUGCCGCGUCUGCCGCAAUGGUGACAGCGACCAUCGCGCCAGCGACUGCCCAUUCCUGAGAGCCCACCUCAGCGGCGGCCGAUGCUUCGGCUACCAUCAGACCUCUCCCGAGUUCGGCCGCCAGAUCAGACAGACGCGCGUGAUGCGGCCCAGCUCGACGGGGGCGGCUGGCCGCGGCAUCUACUUUGCCAUUCGCCCUGAGGAGACCGAGGGGAAGGCCCGCCACAAGGGCUGCAUGGUGAAGGCAGAGAUCCGCAUGAACAACCCCAAGCACGUCUGGCAGGCACUGUCUCCCAAUGAGACGUACGCAUCGCUGGCGGCUCAAGGGCAUGAUGGUGUGAUUGUGCAUGGGUACAAGUCGGGCGUCGAGAUCGUUGUCUAUCACGCAGAGCAGGUCAAUGUGCUGCGGGUGCACCGACGCAGGCAGUGAAGACAUUUGCUCUGUCGAUUUACUUCUUCAAAGACGAGACACCAA